GUGGCUAGCUUCAGGAUUGGAUGAAAAUGUUUUGAUUUCAAACACCCUUUUUUUGUGGAGUAAACAAAGACUUACUGACUGACCUAAAUAGGCUACCCAACUCUGUCCUCUAAAAUAUGUCUAAACUACAGUCGUUGCGUGUGUUUUUAAAUGAGCGUUUAUCGGCGGCUGCUGUGGAGAUUUUCGGGGCAGUUGAGAAAACGGUAGUGGAGUACCAGGAGGAGAAUGAUCGGCUACGGAGACUUCUGCGGAGGACACCGGUGAUACCUCUAUGUAGAAUAGACUCCCUGCAGCUCUCUGUCUCUGAAGAGGAGGUUCCCCCUGAGCAGCAGCAUUGUGAGCAGGAGUGGAGCCCCAGUCUGGGACAGGAGGACCCAGAGACCACACAGAUUAAAGAGGAACAGGAGGAAGUCAGGACCAGUCAAGAGGAAGAGCAGAUUCAAGGGUACUUUGAUACCAAAGACUCCAUAUCCACUCCUUCCUGUGUGAAAAGUGAAUGUGAUCAGGAGGACCCAUGUCAAGAAGCCGUACGAGCUGAAUACCCAACUCUCAGUCCACUGAAAACAUCUAAACUACAGUUGUUCUGUGUGUUUUUAAAUGAAUGUUUAACGGCAUCUGCUGCUGUGGAGAUUUUUGGUGCGGUUGAGGAAACUAUAGCAGAGUACCAGGAGGAGAAUGAUCUGCUACGGAGACUGCUGCGGAUCACACCAGAGAUAAAACUAUGUAGAAUAGACUCCCUGCAGCUCUCUGUCUCUGAAGAGGAGGUUCCCCCUGAGCAGCAGCACUGUGAGCAGGAGUGGAGCCCCAGUCUGGGUCAGAAGGACCCAGAGACCACACAGAUUAAAGAGGAACAGGAGGAAGUCAGGACCAGUCAGGAGGAAGAGCAGCUUCAAGUUCUGGAGGCUGAUAUCGUAGAGUUCAAUUUCACUCCUCCUUGUGUAAAAAGUGAACGUGAUCAGGAGGACCCACUUUGGUCCUUGACUCUUCCCCAAACCCAGACUGUGGAGAACAGAGAGAGUCACUCUAAACCAGUGGAUCUGAAACCUUUUGUCCAUGUGACCCACUUAAAUGGUCUUGACCUUCCAGAUAAUGACAGCAAUGCCUCCAGCCACAGUUCAGCUGUAAGCAGCGACACAGUAGGACUUGACAGCAGCCCACCAUUGGAUCCCAGUCCACCAUUGGAUCCCAGCCCACCAUUGGAUCCCAGUCCACCAUUGGAUCCCAGUCCACCAUUGGAUCCCAGUCCACCAUUGGAUCCCAGCCCACCAUUAGAGAAACACUGUUCCAAACCCAGCACCACAUCUAGAAAAACUCACCACUGCCGUGACUGUGGUGAAACAUUUGCUCUGAAAGCUGACCUGCAGAGACAUAUGACUCUCUUCAGUAAGAGACCCAGUGAAUGUAGUUCCUGCCAAAAACGCUACAACUCCACCUGUAAACUGAAGGCCCAUGUCCGACGCUGUCACAGUGGGAAACCCUGCACCUGCCCUGUUUGUGGAAAGACCUUCAAAUACAAAGGCUAUCUUUCCAAGCACUUAAGGAUUCACACAGGAGAGAAACCAUUCAGCUGUGGUGACUGUGGGAAAAGAUUCACUCAGAAAGGGAACCUAACCGAACAUGUACUGACUCACACAGGAGAGAAACCAUUUAGCUGUGGUGACUGUGGGAAAAGCUUCAGUCUCAAGAAGACACUAACGGAUCAUAUACGGACUCACACAGGAGAGAAACCAUUUAGCUGUGGUGACUGUGGGAAAAGCUUCAAUAAGAAGGGACACCUUUCCGUGCAUCAACUGACUCACACAGGUGAGAAACCUUUUAGCUGUGGUGACUGUGGGAAAAGCUUCAGUCAGAAGGGGAACCUAAGUAUUCAUAAACUGACUCACAUAGGAGAGAAACCUUUUAGCUGUGGAGAAUGCGGGAAAAGCUUUGGGCUCAAGCGGCACCUAACCAUGCAUAAACUGACUCACACAGGAGAGAAACCAUUUAGCUGUGGAGAUUGCGGGAAAAGCUUUAAUCGCAAGGAGGUCUUAACCAUGCAUAUACGGACUCACACAGGAGAGAAACCUUUUAUCUGUGGAGACUGUGGGAAAAGCUUCAGGCAUAAAGGGUCCCUUAAGAUACAUAUAUUGUCUCACACAGGAGAGAAACCAUUUAGCUGUGGUGACUGUGGGAAAAGCUUCAAUCAAAGGGGGAACCUAAACAUGCAUUUACGGACUCACACCAGAGAUAAUUCAUUUUGUUGUGGUGACUGUGGGAAAAGCUUCAAUCAGAGGGGGAACUUAACCACGCAUAUACAAACUCACACCAGAGAUAAUUCAUUUCGAUGUGGAGACUGUGGGGAAAACUUCAAUGAGAAGGGGCACCUAAUUGAACACAUACGGACUCACACAGGAGAGAAACCAUACAGGUGUGGUGACUGUGGGAAAAGCUUCAUUCAGAAGGCGGACCUAAGGAGGCAUAUACUGACUCACACAGGAGAGAAACCACAUGGCUGCUCUGUCUGUGGUAAAAGAUUCACUCAGAAGUCUCAUCUGCUGAGGCAUGUGGAUAAAAUCCACAAAGGAAGAAAACAGGACAGAAAAUCCCUGCCACUCUCUGUCUCUGAAGAGGAGGUUCCCCCUGAGCAGCAGGAGUGGAGCCCCAGUCUUGGGCAGAAGGACCCAGAGUCCAAACUGAUUAAAGAGGAACAGGAGGAAGUCAGGACCAGUCAGGAGGAAGAGCAGCUUCAAGGGGUGGAGCCUGAUGUCAUAGAGUUCAUAUUUACUCCUUCCUGUGUGAAAAGUGAAUGUGAUCUGGAGGACCCACGUCAAGAAGCCGUACUAGCUGAAUACCCAACUCUCAGUCCACUGAAAACAUCUAAACUACAGUCGUUUCGAGAGUUUUUAAAUGAGCGUUUAACGGCGUUUGCUGCUGUGGAGAUUUCUGGGGCAUUUGUGAAAAUGGUAGCAGAGUACCAGGAGGAGAAUGAUCGGCUACGGAGACUACUGCGGAUCACACCGGAGAUUAAACUAUGUAGAAUAGACUCCCUGCAGCUCUCUGUCUCUGAAGAGGAGGUUCCCCCUGAGCAGCAGCACUGUGAGCAGGAGUGGAGCCCCAGUCUGGGGCAGGAGGACUCAGAGCCCAUACAGAUUAAAGAGGAACAGGAGGAAGUCAAGACCAGUCAGGAGGAAGAGCAGCUUCAAGGUCUGGAGCCUGAUAUCAUGAAGUUCAUAUUCACUCCUUCCUGUGUGAAAAGUGAAUGUGAUCAGGAGGACCAAACCAAGACUGUGGAGAACAGAGAGAGUGACUCUGAACCAGUGGAUCUCAAACCUUAUGUCACUGUGACCCACAUUAAGGGUCUCUACAUUCCCUGUGACCCUCCAGAUAAUCAAAACAGUGCCUCCAGCCACAGUUCAGCAGUAAGCAGUGACACAGUAGGACUUGAUAGCAGCCCACCAUUGGAGAAACAUCUGACCAAACCCAGCACUACAUCUAGAAAAACUCACAGCUGCUGUGACUGUGGUGAAGCGUUUGCUCUGAAAGCUGACCUGCAGAGACAUGUGACUCUCACCAAGAAGAGACCCAGUGAAUGUAGAUUCUGCAAAAAACGCUACAACUCCACCUGUAAACUGAAGGCCCAUGUCCGACUCUGUCACAGUGGGAAACCCUGCACCUGCCCUGUUUGUGGCAAGAUCUUCAAACAAAAAGGGCAUCUGUCCAGGCACAUGAGGAUUCACACAGGAGAGAAACCGUUCAGUUGUGGUGACUGUGGGAAAAGCUUCCGUCUGAAGGGGCAUCUAACCAGGCACAAACUAAUUCACACAGGGGAAAAUCCAUUUAGCUGUGGUGACUGUGGGAAAAGAUUCAGUCUCAAGCAGCAUCUAACCAGGCACAAACUGAUUCACACAGGAGAGAAACCUUUUAGCUGUGGCGACUGCGGGAAAAGCUUCAAUCUCAAAAAGACACUAACUGAACAUAUACGGACUCACACAGGAGAGAAACCUUUUAGCUGUGGUGAUUGUGGAAAAAGCUUUAGUGUCAAGAAGACACUAAUUGAACAUAUACGGACUCACACAGGAGAGAAGCCAUAUAGCUGUGGUGACUGUGGGAAAAGCUUCAGUGUCAAUAGGAACCUAACUAAGCACAAACUGACUCACACAGGAGAGAAACAACAUGGCUGCUCAGUGUGUGGUAAAAGAUUCAUUCAGAAGACUAAUCUGCUGAGGCAUGUCAAAAACAACCACAAAGAAUAAAAACAAGACAAAGGAACAAAGAAAGUAAAUGAGGACACAGAGAGGGGACUAAGAGAGUAUUGAGAUACACCUGUGGACCAACUCUAGCUGGUCCUCCUGAUCCUGCUCAGUCCAAUGUCACAGUAAUGAUAUAAUGGGGCUGUUGUCUGAACCUAACAGGUAAUGUUGCUGCUCUUUGUGUAUGAAAUGGACAAUCUGCAGUUCAGACAACCACCACUUGUUAGGUGAACAACUGAGGGAUGGUGUUGGAGAGUUGUGAACACUCAUUCAUAGACGGAUAUCAAAUUUGCCUGGUGCUACUUUGUUCCAUAAAGGUACCAUCAGAGGUGUACACUACAAUGCAAGAUUUAGUUAGCUAGAGAUUUAGUUAGCUAGAGAUUUAGUUAGCUAGAGAUUUAGUUAGCUAGAGAUUUAGUUAGCUAGUUAACUAAAUAAACUUUGUAUGGAGAAAGAUAAACACCAAAAUGGGCGUGGUCUAAUUGACCUAACAACGUAACAACCUAACAACGUACGUGUAGAUUUCUUAAUGAACCAGAAGAUCUCUAGGUAUUUCUGGUUGCUCAUCAAAGUUAUCUGUUUCAUUGACCCUGCUUUGUAGUGUACCCAUCUGCAGUUCAAACAAGAACAAAGUGGGAAACCUGCCACUGUUUUGGUAAACAACUGAGGGAAAGGGGUUGGAGAAAUGUAAAUAUUCAGACAGAUCUUUGGAUGCCAGGACUGAUCAAAAUAAUAGUUGUAACCAUAUUAUGUGGCUAUACAGUGUUUGGUUGCCAUGUUAGGUUCAUAUGUUUUGUGUUCUGGUGGGGUAUGACUGUCCAAAGUCCAACAUUCGAUGUACCAAUCACAGAUUUCCCCUUAAAAAAAACCUAGAGUUGAUUGAGGCACCUGUGCAUCACACGGCAACGUCAUUUUGAAUAUAGAAUAGCUCCCUGUGUAUUUAUUAUAGUGGCUGCAGCUCAAUCCCCUCUUUCCGCCGACAUGAAGUUUGCAGCCGUUCCAUAACACGGGGCUUGUGAAAAGCGGCCUUUUUCUACACGUGAGAAGCUGUGGGAGAAAAUAUUCACAGAAUCAUGUGUUCAACCCAAAACCGUGAGAGCUACAAUCUAAUGUCACUAAUAUCGAAAGCAAAGACUUUGAUUGGCUCUAUGACAUCAACAAGCUUACAGCAGUCCUCUGAACUCUGUCGCGGACCACGUCAUUUCGAAGAGGUGUCACAAAACCGACUGUCCCGACCAAACCGUUAGUGAUACAAACAAAUGUCACCAAUAUUCAGUGGUGUAAAGUACUUAGGUAAAAGUACUUUAAAGUAUUAAUUAAGUUGUUUUUUGGGGGGUAUCUGUACUUUACUAUUUAUAUUUUUGACAACUUUUACUUCACUACAUUCCUAGUGAAAAUAAUGUACACGGUCAAAUUCGCGCACUUAUCAAGAGAACACGUGGUCAGCCCUACUGCCUCUGAUCUGGCAGACUCACUAAAUAUAAAUGCAGUGCUUGUAAAUAAUGUCGGAGUGUUGGACUAUCCGUAAAAAACAAAAACAGGAAAUGGUGCCGUCUGCUUUGCUUAGUAUAAGGAAUUUGAAA
This is a messenger RNA of Salvelinus sp. IW2-2015, 5812 nucleotides long. Its product is annotated as oocyte zinc finger protein XlCOF6-like. The record is from RefSeq and is a predicted model, not a curated record. NCBI's taxonomy places the organism in Eukaryota, Metazoa, Chordata, Actinopteri, Salmoniformes, Salmonidae. Gene Ontology annotation, molecular function: DNA-binding transcription factor activity, RNA polymerase II-specific. Gene Ontology annotation, biological process: regulation of transcription by RNA polymerase II. Gene Ontology annotation, cellular component: nucleus.